Chaetomium globosum CBS 148.51 is the source of this 2316-nucleotide messenger RNA. RefSeq lists its product as uncharacterized. The transcript has 3 exons. Lineage: Eukaryota; Fungi; Ascomycota; Sordariomycetes; Sordariales; Chaetomiaceae. The coding region runs from base 1 to 2316 and encodes 771 amino acids. The record is from RefSeq and is a predicted model, not a curated record.
AUGACCAUUGUCGCAGUCGCUGGCGGCUCCGGCGACCUAGGCCGUCUCAUUACGGACUCCUUGCUGAAGACCGGCAAGCAUGAGGUUUACAUCACAUCAAGAAAGACCGACUACUCGUCAGAGGAUGCUCUGGUCGAGCAGCUCACGGAGAGGAACGUCCGGGUCGUCAUCUGCACCUUCAUCAUGGACUGUGAUUCCGCCUCCGACGCCCAGCUCUGCCUGAUCCGAGCCGCCGAUCGAUGCCCCUGCGUCGAGCGCUUUAUCCCCUCGGAAUUCAACGUCGAGUACGACGUCGGCGACGACAUCCUCCCUUACCCAGAAAAGCGAUUCCAUGUGGCGGCUCGCCGCGCGCUCGAGAAGACGACCACGCUCGAGUACGCAUACAUCUACCCGGGCAUGUUCAUGGACUACUUCGGCCUGCCUCACGUCCCGAGCAGCCUGCGCCCGCUCUGCUUCUUUGUCGACCCGGAAAACGGGCUGGCCGUGCUGCCCGGUAACGGCGAGGCGAGGAUGAGUAUGACAUUUACGACAGAUGCGGCGCGAUAUGUAGCGCUGGCGCUCGAGCUGGACAAGUGGCCGCGUGUCAUGACCACGGCGUCGAGCACCGUCUCGUUGAACGAGCUCGUCGCGCUCUUUGAGAAGAGUCUCGGUCGUAAACUCCAGGUGCGGUAUCAGCCAGUGGAGAAACUGCUCAAGCACGAGGCUUUCGACCUCCCCACGAACGUGGGUAUAGCAAGUCGCUUCCCUGACCGGUUUCCCGGGGGGUUGGAACAGCUGCGGGGGCUUAUCGCUGAUCUCGAAGCCGGCGUGGCGCUUGGGGGAUUUGACUUUGGCAAGCUGGGGGGGCAUCUUGACCUGGUUGAAGCGUUUCAGGAAACGGCCCCCGCGCCAAGGUUGAUCGAAGACAUGGUAGAGGAGGCCUGGAAGGAUUCAAGGGAGCAGCCGUACGGAUUCCAAGAGGUGCUUUACAACGCCAUCUCGGUAACCCCCGGAUCACCGGGCCUCUUCCUGAUAGGCUCGUCCGUCACCUUCAGCCACACGGCUUCCUCUCCCCUUGGCGAGCUCUCCCCCGACGCCCUAGCCCCUCUGCUCCGCAACGCCUGGCUACAGGUGCGCCAGCAAUACCCAGCACUGGCGGCCCACAACCCUCUGGAGGGCAAGACAUACACGUCCCCGUCAUCGCCAGCGGACCUCGAAGCCUGGCUGGCCGCCACCUUCAUCGUGAUCCCCGACAAAAACAAGACAUGGCAUGACCUCUGGAAGACCCUGGUCAAGACGGCGCACAUGACCAUGUACUACCUCCCCCAAACACGCCAACUCUUCCUCCAAGGCGAGCACCACACGCUCGACGGCCGCGGACUCAUGAACUUCUGGGACCGUUUCUUCCGCGCGCUCGCCUCCCCCACCCCCACGCACUCCCUCCUCCACCGCACCGAUGGCUCCGAAGUCACCCGCCUCCCCCCCCGCUCCGACGACCUCCUCAACACAACCUCCCACCCGCCCAACCACGGCGAGCAGCGCGCCGCCAAACUCCUCGCCCCGCUCGCCGCGCUGACCGCGCCAAUCUCGCUCCCAGUGCGCACCCCGCUGCCGGCGCCCUCCCCGCACAACGCGGCCCGCACCCUGCACGCCCCCGCCGCCACCACCGCCGCCAUCCGCGCCGCCUGCAAGGCCCAGCGCCUCAGCGUCACCGCCGCCUGGCACGCCGCCGCCGUGCUCGCCACCCAGGCCAUCCAGGCGAAGCGCUCCGCGGGGAACGUGAGGGGCACGCAGUUCGCGUGCUUCGGCAACUUCGACCUGCGCCGCUACUUCCCGUCGGACGAGGACGACGACGCGCCGAGCGCCCUGAGCAACCACCACGGGGUGCUUCCGUACGUAGUGGACGCAUCGCCGGGGCGGGCGUUCAGCGCGAUGGCGCGCGAGCUGGGCGCGUUCUACGGGCAGGACCUGGGGCGGGGAGACGGGGCGGUGUGGAGCGCGCUGGGGCCGAUGGUGCGGCGGAUGGUGCCGGCGUUUGCGGCGCUGGCGGCGGGGGCGCCGAGCGAGGAGACGACGCCGGCGCUGUCGAGUCUGGGGGUGGUGGAUGAGUUUGUGAAGAGUAGGUAUGGCGCGUGGGGGGUCGAGGAGGUGUGGUUUGGGGAUACGGUGACGGGGCCGUGGCUGGAGCAUUUCAUGUGGGCGUGGCGGGGGCGGUUGGUGCUGAAUUCGUGCUAUAAUCCGGCGUUUUACUCGCCUGAGGAGGUGGAGGAGUUUAACAAGACGGUGUUGGAGGUGUUGUUGGACGGGUUGGGCGUGGCGGAACGCGGUAAGCUUUGA